AUGACGUCCGUCAGCGGACCCUCAAUGGCUGAGGAGACCAAUUCAACUCUGAGCAACGACGAUGGCUCCAGCGACGAUGAGUCCAGAAUGAAUAGUGCGAUUCCGUCCAAGAAGCGGAGGAGGGAGAAACAUCAAAAGAUAUCGUGUGAAAUGUGCAAGACUCGCAAGGUAAAAUGCGAUCGCGCUGAGCCUGCGUGUUCGUGGUGUGCUCGUCACAACCGCUCGUGUGUAUAUCUGGAGCGUCAAAAACCAGGAGCCGGACGUAAUGGCUUCAGCAUCGAGCUUGAGGCCAAGGUGAACAGGAUUGAUGCUCUGUUGCAAGCGUUGGGCCGCCGGGUGGAAGAGCAUAUCGUGCAAGACCACUCUGCUGUUGAAACACGAGAUAUCUCGCCUCCAACUGUCAAUGGGUACAGUUCUACGCAAGUCGAAAGCAGACCUACACCGGCAGCAACUCUUCCAAGACAAUCAUCUUUCUCACAAGUCAGAUCGCCGGGUAUCUCAAGUCCCUGGAACGCCGCCAAUUACCAGAACCAGAACAAUGCUCAAUCUUCUGUGCAAACUCCACAGCAGAGCAUCAGUACGGCAACACCUACCCAGUCGAGCAAUGCUCCAAAUCCAAAUAACGCCAGAAGAGAUCCGUCAUUCCAGUCAUACACGAUUGAUUUGCCUCCACACGACAUCAUCUACAGUCUUGUAGACCUCUACUUCAAACAUUGCAACACAUGGUGUCCUAUCCUUGAGAGGAAGACCAUAUUUGCUACCUUCUUUGGCUCAACCUCAAUGGAAGAAGCUGACCGGAUACUGCUUUACGCUAUUGUGGCCACCACGCUGCGUUUCCUCAAGGAUCCAAGAUUAUCCCCAGAGAUUAGCACAUAUUAUCACAGAGUGGCCAAACACACGGUUCAACUAUACGCUAUGGAACAUACCACCGUUCCUGCAUUGAAAGCUCUACUCAUAAUAACACUGGAUGAACUAGGGACUUCUAACGGCCCGCGCGGUUGGAAUCUUCUGUCUCUGUUGGCGCAGAACGUCAAACAACUUGGUCUGUGUGAGGAAAGCAGUGUCUUCUUAUCUGCAGAAGAAUCCGAGAUGACACAUACAGCCUCGUCUCAUCGAGUAGCUGCUGCAAAACCCGAGUCUUGGAUCGAAGAUGAAGGACGGCGGCGGCUGUACUGGAUGAUUUAUUCUCUCGACCGAUACGCAACCAUCGCCACCCCAACUUUUGACUUUAUACUCAACGACACAAAGAUAAAUCGCUUCUUACCCUGUUCAUACGACUUAUUCUCAAAGAACGUACCCGUGGAGACACGCUCAUUGAGUUCCUACAAUAACCAGCAAUGGCCAAUAAUGACAUAUCUGGUCAACAAGCCCGAGAAUCUCGGCAGUUUCGCUUAUCACUGCGAGAUUCUUGUCAUACUCAGCAGGAUACAUGAGUUUCUCAAAACGCCGGUUGAUGUCACUUCAUCCAGUGACAUGGCUGAAUGGCGGAACACAUAUCGAAAUCUCGAUAGAACACUCGAUGGUUGGUUGCAGAGCCUGCCUAGCGAAUACAGCAAGAUAUCUGCUCUCUGUCACUCUGACCCAGCGAGUCGCGUGGCAAACUGGUUCAUGCUGCACAGCGCCUACGUCACGGCGGCAGUGAAGCUACACUCUUCAGCAGCGUAUCCGACAGUGCGAUCUCACAUCUUUGUUCCCUCUCACUACGCCAUGCAGCGGUGUUUGUCUGCGGCUCAAAGUCUGGGCGACAUCACUCGCGAUGUCCUCGAGGCAGACGGCCUAAACCUUCUUGGCCCUUCGUUUGCCUUCUCGCUUUGGGUUGCUGCAAGAUUACUGCUGGUUCACGCCGCCACGGUUGGAUGUCCGGUGGAUUCACAGAUUGACUUCUUCAUUGACACUCUUCGGGACGUCGGGCAGCACUGGGAGGUGGCGAAUAACUACUCCAAGAUUCUACAUCGUGUUGUGCAGAGAGCUCGACAAGGCGAUAUGAGCUUCUCGGCUAUGAGAAGGAGUGCAUACGAUCUGGUGACGCUCACAGCUUCCGUGCGGCACUCGAGUCUAGAACCGACAUCAACGCAGACUACUUCUUUGAGCGAACUAGACAACAUAGACGUCUUUGAGUUCUUUAAUUAUCCUCGAGUCUCUGGAAACUCGGCCGGUCAAUCGCAGCUACAGUUACAACCUAUGCGUCCUCAAGCUCUAGGAGGGGAGUCGGCGAGGAGUAACGGCGUGCCUGAUCCGGAGGCUGACUGGUUGGCUUUUGGGUCGCCUUUCAACUAG
Molecule: messenger RNA, 2277 nt
Organism: Fusarium sp. VM40
Lineage: Eukaryota; Fungi; Ascomycota; Sordariomycetes; Hypocreales; Nectriaceae
Source: the annotation of a GenBank genome assembly